UGCAAAUUCUUCAUCAUGCGUGAAUGUAUCUCUCUCCAUGUCGGCCAAGCCGGAGUCCAGAUGGGCAAUGCCUGCUGGGAGUUGUACUGCCUGGAGCACGGCAUCCAGCCUGAUGGCCAGAUGCCCUCAGACAAGACCCUAGGAGGUGGUGAUGACUCCUUCAACACCUUCUUCAGUGAGACGGGAGCUGGCAAGCACGUGCCCCGUGCCGUGUUCAUUGACCUCGAGCCAACUGUUGUUGAUGAAGUCCGUACGGGCACUUACCGUCAGCUUUUCCACCCAGAGCAGCUGAUUACUGGCAAGGAGGAUGCUGCUAACAACUACGCCCGUGGUCACUACACCGUCGGAAAAGAGAUGAUCGAUAUAGUCUUGGACAGGGUCAGGAAGUUGGCUGACCAGUGUACAGGUCUCCAAGGAUUCCUCAUCUUCCACAGCUUCGGUGGCGGCACCGGCUCUGGAUUUACGUCUCUUCUCUUGGAACGUCUCUCUGUCGACUACGGAAAGAAGUCCAAGCUUGAGUUCGCCAUCUACCCAGCGCCUCAGAUCUCCACUGCCGUGGUCGAGCCCUACAACUCCAUCCUUACCACUCACACCACCCUGGAGCACUCCGACUGUGCCUUCAUGGUCGAUAACGAGGCAAUCUACGACAUAUGCCGUCGUAACCUUGACAUCGAGCGACCGACCUACACCAAUCUAAACCGUCUCAUUGGGCAGAUCGUAUCGUCAAUCACCGCUUCUCUUCGAUUCGACGGCGCCCUCAACGUUGAUCUGACAGAGUUCCAGACAAACCUAGUGCCUUAUCCAAGAAUCCAUUUCCCUAUGGCUACCUAUGCUCCAGUCAUCUCUGCCGAAAAAGCUUAUCACGAGCAACUGUCCGUUAACCAAAUCACCAACGCCUGCUUCGAGCCCGCCAACCAGAUGGUGAAGUGCGAUCCCCGUCACGGCAAGUACAUGGCCUGCUGUCUCCUGUACCGUGGUGAUGUCGUCCCCAAGGAUGUCAACGCCGCCAUCGCUACCAUCAAGACCAAGCGUACCAUCCAGUUCGUUGACUGGUGUCCAACUGGCUUCAAGGUCGGUAUCAACUACCAGCCACCCACCGUCGUUCCUGGUGGUGACCUUGCCAAGGUUCAGCGUGCCGUCUGCAUGUUGAGCAACACCACUGCCAUUGCCGAGGCUUGGGCCCGUCUUGAUCACAAGUUCGAUCUGAUGUACGCCAAGCGUGCUUUCGUCCAUUGGUACGUCGGAGAGGGUAUGGAGGAAGGAGAGUUCUCCGAGGCUCGUGAGGAUUUGGCUGCUCUCGAGAAGGACUACGAAGAAGUCGGUACUGAUUCGGUCGACGAAGAAGGAGAAGAAGAGGGAGAAGAGGAAUACUAAGUGCGCAACUUUCAGACGAUCCCUUGUCACAUAAAUAUUAUACUAGAUUUAAUUUCGAUGUCGAUUUUUAACAGUGUCGUAGUCCUACAACUGUAUUUUCCUAGAAAUUAAAGUAGUAUUUUGUCUUUCAUAGACGCCUGUAGGUUACUCUUGUAUUUCUGUAAAGUGAAAAUAAUUUAAUUUAUACUUAGAAUAAGAUGACUAGUU
Molecule: messenger RNA, 1581 nt
Organism: Strongylocentrotus purpuratus (purple sea urchin)
Lineage: Eukaryota; Metazoa; Echinodermata; Echinoidea; Camarodonta; Strongylocentrotidae
Product: tubulin alpha-1 chain
Exons: 3
Coding region: 16-1374 (452 amino acids)
Biological process (GO): mitotic cell cycle; microtubule cytoskeleton organization
Cellular component (GO): microtubule; cytoplasm
Molecular function (GO): structural constituent of cytoskeleton; GTP binding
Source: RefSeq, a predicted model, not a curated record